This is a messenger RNA of Trichomonas vaginalis G3, 615 nucleotides long. RefSeq names its product acetylation-dependent protein binding. The transcript has a single exon. The record is from RefSeq and is a predicted model, not a curated record. Gene Ontology annotation, biological process: chromatin remodeling; regulation of DNA-templated transcription. Bases 1 to 615 code for a protein of 204 amino acids. Lineage: Eukaryota; Parabasalia; Trichomonadida; Trichomonadidae. Gene Ontology annotation, cellular component: nucleus; chromatin.
AUGAAUCCUUAUGAUUAUAAUUGCUGCCAGAAGCUUUUGAAUGAAUACUUUGAUGCCCCAAUGACGAAGCUUCUUCGUGCUCCAGUUGAUCCUGUCAAAGAUCAAUGUCCAAAUUACUUAAAUAUUGUUAAAGAGCCAAUGGACUUCGGAACCAUGAAGAAGAAACUUAAAGCAAAUCAAUAUGAUUCAAUAGAUUCAUUCUACAAUGACAUUGCGCUUAUUUGUAAGAACGCAAAACUAUUUAACGGCGAAACAAGUAUGUUCGGAAUGAUUGCCAAUGAUAUUAUGGCCAAAGCAGAUGCAUGGAAAGCACAGAAAUGCUCGUGUGUUGAAGAAGAAUGGUUUUCUGCAGUUAAAAAAGGAGCAAAAGAAUUACAUGAUCAUUUGAUCGAUGCCCCACCAACAGUUUCAUUCUAUGAGCCCAUAAAUCUACCAGAUGGUUUCACUAUCGACAGCUUAUCAGAAGAAAACAAAGAAAAGAUCGCUCCUUUAAUCAAACCUUUUAAAAUAGAAGAAUUAGUCGAUAAAUGGCCAUUUAUAAAGAAUUCUACAAGAUUAGAAGUACUUGAUAUAAUCGAGCCACCUAAAACUCCUGAAAAACCAAAAUCUAAAUAA